UUCAAGCCGGACAGGGUCUUUGGGCCGGGCGCGAGCAGCAAUGCCGUCUUUGAUGCCGCGGUGUCCCCGCUCGUUGCUCUCGCGCUGCGCGGCGGCUCGUCGACAGUGCUGGCGUAUGGCGCGACCGGCUCGGGCAAGACGCACACGAUGACGGCCAUGCAGCGGCUGUGCGCCGCUGCGCUGCUCUCUGACGAGGCCGCCGCCGGUCCGUCGGUCCGCGAGCUGCGCAUCUCCUUCGUCGAGCUGCGGGGCGAGCGCUGCUACGACCUGCUGCACGAGCAGCGAGCAGAGCUGGCCCUGCGCGACGACGGGACGGGAGAGACGGUCGUGUGCGGGGCGCACGAGGCGGCGGCCGCGUCGGUCGAGGCCGUCGGCGCUGUCCUCGCCGCAGGCAACGCCGCGCGCGCCACCGCGCCGACGAAUGCAAACGACUGCUCGUCGCGCUCCCAUGCGAUCUGUGUGCUGCGCGUCGUCGUCGUCGGAGCGGAGGUGGAGGGUGGGUCGCUGCGGCUCGUCGAUCUCGCUGGCUCGGAGCGCAAGCAGACCGCGAUCACCGAGGACGCCGAGCGGGUCGAGGAGAUGAAGGCGAUCAACGCCUCUCUGGGGCACCUCAAGGAUUGCAUCCGGCUGCAGCUGCUCAAGGCGCGGCACGGCGACGACUCCCACGUGCCGUACCGCCGCUCCAAGCUGACGACGGUCCUCAAGUCGUGCUUCGUCGACGCCGGCGCGACGCCGUCGGCCCUCUGCUUCCUCGCGCACGUCGCGCCUCCUCGCUCGCAGGGGAGGCAGACGCUCAACACGCUCGAGUACGCCGCGCAGAUG
This is a messenger RNA of Emiliania huxleyi CCMP1516, 822 nucleotides long. RefSeq lists its product as hypothetical. Gene Ontology annotation, molecular function: ATP binding; ATP hydrolysis activity; microtubule binding. Gene Ontology annotation, biological process: microtubule-based movement. Gene Ontology annotation, cellular component: centrosome; kinesin complex; spindle. NCBI's taxonomy places the organism in Eukaryota, Haptophyta, Isochrysidales, Noelaerhabdaceae. The record is from RefSeq and is a predicted model, not a curated record. The transcript is spliced from 2 exons. The annotation marks the transcript as partial.